UCUCCUUCUCAAACAUUCUUUUUAAUUCCCCCGAGCAAUUUUGACCACCAAACAUCCUGCUGCUUCAUUUCACCUGCUAAUCGUCUAUUGAUUCCGCAUAGAGAAGUGGGUUAUUUCAGAAUGCAGAGGGGAAGAGAAGGCAAAAGGGACCUCUUCGAUGCGGGCGACCCAUUUGAUGUUAUCCAGAGGCUCGGUAGCUUUGGAUCCCGUGGCACUAUGAUGUCUAGCCUCUUUGGAGGCAGAGAUCCUUUUGAUGAUCCCUUCUUCACUCGUCCCUUCGAUAGCAUGUUCGAACCGAGCCUUGGAGGAAAUGGAAUACAUAUAGAAGAACUCAACUCCGAUGAGGAAGACGAUGAAACGGCUGAAGGCAUCACGAAGCAUGUCGGGUCGGGAAAGGAACCGUCUAUCCAGCACCCAGACGAUAGCGAUGACGAUGGGAAGAUUCAGAGUGUUACUCAUAGAAAUGAGCAUGACAGCCACAGGGUGAAAGGCUCGAAUCAACAGGCUCGUAGUUUUAGUUUCCAGACUUCAAGAGUUACGUAUGGAGGUGUAGAUGGAACUUAUUACACUUCUACGAAAAGCAGGAAGAAGGGCUGCGAUGGAGUGGUGAUGGAGGAGAGAAAAGAAGCAGAUACAACAACGGGUCAAGCAACACAUAAGAUUUCCAGAGGAAUUCAUGAUAAGGGCCAUUCUGUUACAAGGAAGCUGAAUGCAGAUGGUAAGGUGGACACAACACAGGCAUUACACAACAUGAAUGGAGAUGAACUUGCGGAAUUCGAAAAGGCUUGGAAAGGUAAAAGUGAUGGUCAUUUUACUGGGUGGAGUGAUGGCUUUAGCAAGCCUGCUAAUGCUGGACCUGGAAGUCAUGAACAGAUGGGAUUGGCAGUGAAGGACAGUUGGAGACAUCCAUAUAGAGAGCAGGGCGAAAACAGUGGAAAUCAAGGAGCAAACACUGCAAGAACCACUUCUGGAGGUAGAACGAAGAAGGUUGUUAGGAUUAAUAUUGAAUGAACCAGAUGUGACCAUAAACCAGAUUCACCGAUUUAGUCUCUGUUAAGUUGAACCAUCUUUAUCCUGCUAGAUAUGUUUUUGUUUGGGAAUUUAUGGUAAAUAGCCGAGUACAUAAACAUUAGAAACUUCUCAUUAUUGAGUUGUUUUGCGUUAAUACUUGCAAUCCUGAGCUCUUUCUUGGUUGUGUAAAAGUUUCGUGGAUUGAUCUUCAAUAAGAUAUUGA
This is a messenger RNA of Hibiscus syriacus, 1234 nucleotides long. RefSeq lists its product as uncharacterized. NCBI's taxonomy places the organism in Eukaryota, Viridiplantae, Streptophyta, Magnoliopsida, Malvales, Malvaceae. The record is from RefSeq and is a predicted model, not a curated record. The transcript is spliced from 8 exons. Bases 121 to 1011 code for a protein of 296 amino acids.